AUUUGACUCGUCACAACGUGGGCGAGCUCGCACUCCAGCUUGGCGUUCAGUGUGGUUCAGACGCUCCGACCCUCGCCCCUCACCAACCAUCUUUCGUCUCAUUUGGUUAUACGUGCAAAGCACCGACACUUAAGCAGCCAUGGAUGCCAUCAAGAAGAAGAUGCAGAUGCUCAAGCUCGACAAGGAGAACGCCUUGGACAGAGCUGAGCAGGCCGAGUCGGACAAGAAAGCGGCAGAGGACAGGAGCAAACAGCUUGAGGAUGACCUGGUGGCACUUCAGAAGAAGCUCAAGGCGACAGAGGACGAAUUGGACAAAUACUCUGAAGCCUUGAAGGAUGCCCAGGAAAAACUGGAGUUGGCUGAGAAAAAAGCCACAGACGCUGAGGGCGAUGUCGCCUCCCUGAACAGGCGCAUCCAACUGGUUGAGGAGGAGUUGGAUCGUGCACAGGAGCGUCUGGCUACGGCUCUGACCAAGCUGGAGGAGGCUGAGAAGGCUGCUGAUGAGAGCGAGAGAGGCAUGAAAGUUAUUGAGAACAGGGCGAUGAAGGAUGAGGAGAAAAUGGAGCUGCAGGAGAUCCAGCUGAAGGAGGCCAAGCACAUCGCUGAGGAGGCUGACCGCAAAUACGAGGAGGUGGCCCGUAAGCUUGUGAUCAUCGAGAGUGAUUUGGAACGUACAGAGGAGCGCGCUGAACUCUCUGAGAGCAAAUGCUCUGAGCUUGAGGAGGAGCUGAAGACCGUACAGAACAACCUGAAGUCUUUGGAGGCUCAGGCAGAGAAGUACUCGCAAAAGGAGGACAAGUAUGAGGAGGAGAUCAAGGUUCUCACAGACAAGCUGAAGGAGGCCGAGACCCGUGCUGAGUUUGCUGAGAGGUCAGUCGCCAAGCUUGAGAAGACCAUCGAUGACCUAGAAGACCACCUUUACAAGCAGGUUGAGAAAAACCGUCUUCUCACCAACGAGCUACGUGUAGCCUUAAACGAGGCCUGAGGCCGUCCUCUUUACCUUCUUCACAAAUGUCCAAAUAUUUUGAUGCAAUGUGCAUAUUCAACCAGCUCUGGUGCACAGAUCCAAUCAAUGGGUGCUUUCAAACGGCAGGAGAAAAAAACUAAACCUGUUUUGGAGUCGUAUUGUUAUGCAUGCUUCAUGUUGACUUCUUGGCGGAAGGUCAGACAGACUGGAAAAUUAUCAAUGCGUCUGAUAUUUGUUUUUCUCAGUUACUGUCAGGGCUGUGGCACAUUCAUUCAUUAGGAUCUGUACUACUACUUGGCAGAAAGCAGCUGAUAAUCUUGUGGUUGCAAAACAAUGAACCCCACUGUUGUUUGUUUGAAUUGAAGAGUUUCUUUUGUGUGCUUCAUGUUUUCUUGGAGGAAGGGCCUAUGCUAAGUAAGUAAAAUGCCGUAACAGAAAUUCAAUACGAACGAUUUAAGUGCGCUUGCUCUUUGAACCCACGGACAACUCAGAACAUACUCAGAACAUUGAAGUUGUUGUUGUUCCACUCCAAAACCAGCAGGGGUCAGUGCAAUGCGUUUCAAACUCUUGCCCCCUUGUCAACAAAU
Hippocampus comes (tiger tail seahorse) is the source of this 1554-nucleotide messenger RNA. RefSeq names its product tropomyosin alpha-1 chain. NCBI's taxonomy places the organism in Eukaryota, Metazoa, Chordata, Actinopteri, Syngnathiformes, Syngnathidae. The transcript is spliced from 9 exons. The coding region runs from base 140 to 985 and encodes 281 amino acids. The record is from RefSeq and is a predicted model, not a curated record.